CAAGCCUCGAGCCUUACCUCACUCCUCUCACUUAACCACCCACCACCCGCUUGACGAUGCCUGAGCCAACUAUUGCUAUUCCGGUGACUUCUGAGGACCCGAAGAAGAAGAAAGAGGAGGAGGAAGCGGAAAAGGCCGAUGGUAAGCUGAAGGAGGACGAGAAGGCGGGAGAGGACCUGUCAGAGGAGGACCUCCAGCUUAAGAAUGAGCUAGAAAUGUUGGUAGAGCGGCUCAAGGAAUCUAACACGGACUUGUACCGACCUGCCCUUGAGACGCUUCGGACACUUAUUCGAACCUCUACGUCCUCCAUGACAUCCGUUCCGAAACCUCUGAAGUUCCUGCAUCCACACUACCCCGAAUUGCAAUCAUUGUACGAGACAUGGCCACCCUCGGAGAACAAGAGCCUCUUCGCAGACAUCCUGUCUGUUCUCGCUAUGACGUACUCGGAUACCGAGCCUAGAGGCACCCUCCGCUACCGCCUGCUCUCCGCGUCCCUCGCGCCCGCAGGGUCCCAAAUAUCAGAGCCGGGCUCAUGGGGCCACGAAUACGUCCGCCACCUGGCUGCAGAGCUAGGAGAGGAGUACAGCGCACGCGUGCUCGGUGAAUCGGACACCACUGCUGCUCUAGAGAAGGACACGGAGGCGGCACAGGAAGCCAUGAAGCCCCCACAGGUCAUCGGAACCAUUGACGACCUCCAGGAUUUGGCGAUGGUGUGCGCGACGUUCCUGCUGCGCCACAACGCAGAACCAGACGCUGUCGACCUGCUGGAGGAGCUGGAGAUUGUUGACCGGAUAUCAGAGCUUGUGGAUGAGAAUACCUAUGAGCGAGUGUGCCAGUACAUGAUUCGUUGUGUCAAUCUACUCCCCACGCCAGACGACCGAGCCUUCCUCCGGACAGCACACAUGAUAUUCGGCCAGCAACACAAGUUCCCACAAGCACUCGCUCUCUCAAUACGUCUCGGCAACCCUGAGCUGAUUCGCAAGGACUUCAACGCUCCGGCGAAUCCGCUCAUGAAGCGCCAACUCGCAUUCAUGCUUGCGCGCGCGCAGAUCCCGCGAGAAUGGAUCGACCCGCAAAUGUCGGAGGACGGUGCCGACGAGGGCGAGUCAGAAUUACCGGAGGAUAUUGUAGAGUGCCUGAGCAACACGCACCUGAGCGAGCACCUCCGGGACUUCGGCAAAGAGCUAGGCGUUUCAGAGCCGAAGAGUUUGGAGGACGUGUACAAGUCGCAUCUUGAGAACACAAGAACGUCUGCGGCCGCGAACGUCGAUUCGGCACGGGGCAAUUUGGCGGGCACCUUCGUGAACGCCUUCGUGAACGCAGGCUUCGGCAACGAUAAGCUCAUGGUGGAGGCUGAGGAGGGUAACAGUUGGAUCUACAAGAACAAGGAGCACGGCAUGAUGAGUGCCGCGGCGAGUCUUGGUCUGAGUCUGCUGUGGGACACGGAUGUCGGUCUCAGCCAUGUCGAUAAGUAUACCUACGUCCCGGAGGAGUACAUCAAGGCCGGUGCGCUCCUCGCGACAGGUAUCCUGAACUGCGGUGUACGGACAGAAGCCGAUGCGGCCCUUGCACUGCUUGGCGACUAUGUCGAGAACAAGGCGGCUUCGCUGAAGACCAGCGCCAUCGUUGGCCUCGGCCUUGCCUACGUCGGCUCACACCGGGAAGACUUGCUGCAGAUGCUCGUCCCGACCGUCAGCGACGACGGCGUGUCGAUGGAGAUCGCGUCCUUGACGGCUUUGUCGCUCGGGUUCAUUUUCGUGGGCAGCGGAAAUGGCGAGAUCGCGAGUACGAUCUUGCAGACGUUGAUGGAGCGCGAUGACAAGCAGCUCGAGGAGAAGUGGACGAGAUUCAUGUUGCUCGGUCUCGCGCUGCUCUACCUAGGCUUGCAGGACGGAUCAGAUGCGACCAUCGAGACGCUCAAAGCGAUUGAGCACCCCAUCUCGAAGCAGGCUGUGGUCCUCGUGCAGACGUGCUCGUACGCGGGUACGGGUGACGUUCUUAAGGUCCAGGAGAUGCUCCACCACUGCGACGAGCACAUUGUGAAGCCGUCAAAGGAUGAGAAGAAGGAGGGCGAGAAGAAGGACGAGAAGGACGCCGCACCAGAGGAGCCUCCGAAGGACGACACCUUCCAGUCGUUCGCCGUUCUUGGUAUUGCGUUGGUCGCAAUGGGCGAGGAGGUCGGUUCGGAGAUGGCCAUGCGGACACUGAACCACCUAAUGCACUAUGGCGAACCCGUCAUCCGGAAAACCGUUCCUCUCGCUCUCGGCCUCCUCAGCGCAUCAAAUCCGCAACUCCCCAUCCUCGACACCCUCUCCAAGUACAGCCACGACAACGACCUCGCCGUCGCGCUCAAUGCCAUCUUCGCGAUGGGUUUGGUCGGCGCGGGUACCAACAACGCCCGGCUUGCGCAGAUGCUCCGGCAACUGGCGGGCUACUACUACAAGGAGCCGGAUUGUUUGUUCAUGGUCCGCAUCGCGCAGGGUCUUGUGCACAUGGGCAAAGGCACGCUCACUAUCAACCCGUUCUUCUCGGAUCGCAACAUCAUGAGCAGACCGGCUGUGGCGGGUCUGCUUGCGACGCUGCUCGCGUUCACGGACGCGAAGGGCUUCGUGCUCGACAAGUACCAUUGGAUGCUGUACUUCCUCGUGACCGCGAUGUACCCGAGGUUCCUCAUCACCCUCAACGAGGAGCUCAAGAGCUUCCCGGUCACUGUCCGUGUCGGUCAGGCCGUCGACGUCGUCGGACAAGCCGGCAAGCCAAGAACGAUCUCCGGUUUCCAGACACACUCAACACCGGUACGGCUGGGCACGAGCGAGCGCGCGGAGCUCGCGACGGAGGAAUUCAUCCCCUUCGCGCCCGUACUGGAGGGCUUCGUCAUUUUGCAGAAAAACCCCGGGUACGAGAAGGAGGACCAGAUGAAGCUGUAGUCGCUAUCAUUGACAGAAUUAGUGUAAUUUUGUCGCAUGAACCUGAGCUUUCUUUCGCGCUUUC
Messenger RNA from Rhodofomes roseus, 2991 nucleotides. RefSeq names its product armadillo-type protein. The transcript is spliced from 11 exons. Gene Ontology annotation, molecular function: enzyme regulator activity. Gene Ontology annotation, cellular component: proteasome complex; nucleus; proteasome storage granule. The record is from RefSeq and is a predicted model, not a curated record. Lineage: Eukaryota; Fungi; Basidiomycota; Agaricomycetes; Polyporales; Fomitopsidaceae. The coding region runs from base 57 to 2927 and encodes 956 amino acids. Gene Ontology annotation, biological process: proteasome-mediated ubiquitin-dependent protein catabolic process; regulation of protein catabolic process.